Messenger RNA from Otolemur garnettii (small-eared galago), 1696 nucleotides. RefSeq names its product BLK proto-oncogene, Src family tyrosine kinase (gene BLK). The record is from RefSeq and is a predicted model, not a curated record. Gene Ontology annotation, molecular function: ATP binding; signaling receptor binding; non-membrane spanning protein tyrosine kinase activity. The transcript has 13 exons. The coding region runs from base 8 to 1543 and encodes 511 amino acids. Lineage: Eukaryota; Metazoa; Chordata; Mammalia; Primates; Galagidae. Gene Ontology annotation, biological process: protein phosphorylation; innate immune response; cell surface receptor protein tyrosine kinase signaling pathway. Gene Ontology annotation, cellular component: extrinsic component of cytoplasmic side of plasma membrane.
CUUCGUGAUGCCUCUGCCAGUAUCUGCAUGCCAAAGGAUGGGACUGGUGAGCAGCAAGAAGCAGGUGAAGGAGAAGGGCAAGGGCCGAUGGAGCCCGUCGAAGGUCAGCACCCCAAGCAAGACGCCCCCACCACUGCCACCCCUGGUCCUCUUCGGCCACCUCACUCCUCCACCUCCCGAGGAGGACUGCCCAGAUGAAGAAGAGCACUUUGUGGUGGCCCUGUACGACUACACUGCCGUCAACGACCGGGACCUGCAGAUGCUCAAGGGGGAGAAACUGCAGGUCCUGAAGGGAACCGGAGACUGGUGGUUGGCCAAGUCGCUGGUCACCGGAAGAGAAGGCUACGUGCCCAGCAACUUUGUGGCCCGAGUAGAGAGCCUAGAGGUUGAAAAAUGGUUCUUUAGAUCAAUCAGCCGGAAGGAGACCGAGAGGCAGCUUCUGGCCCCAAUCAACAAGGCAGGCUCCUUUCUUAUCAGGGAGAGUGAAACAAAUAAAGGUGCCUUCUCCUUGUCUGUGAAGGAUGUCACGGCCCAAGGGGAGAUAGUCAAGCACUAUAAGAUCCGCUCCCUGGAGGAAGGCGGCUAUUACAUCUCCCCUCGGAUCACCUUCCCCUCGCUCCAGGCCUUGGUGCAGCACUAUUCCAAGAAGGGGGACGGUUUGUGUCAGAAGCUGACGGUGCCCUGUGUGAGCCUGGCUUCUCAGAACCCCUGGGCCCCAGACGAGUGGGAAAUUCCCCGGCAGUCUCUCAAGCUGGUCAGGAAACUUGGAUCUGGGCAGUUUGGCGAAGUCUGGAUGGGUUAUUACAAAAACAACAUGAAGGUGGCCGUCAAGACCCUGAAGGAGGGAACAAUGUCUCCAGAAGCCUUCCUGGGCGAGGCCAACAUGAUGAAGACCCUCCAGCACGAGAGGCUGGUCCGGCUCUACGCUGUGGUCACCAAGGAGCCCAUCUACAUUGUCACUGAGUACAUGGCCAGAGGAUGCUUGCUGGACUUCUUGAAGACAGAUGAAGGGAGCAGUCUGCCCCUCCCAAGACUGAUCGACAUGGCAGCCCAGAUUGCAGAAGGGAUGGCAUACAUAGAGCACAUGAAUUCCAUUCACCGCGACCUCCGCGCAGCCAACAUCCUGGUGUCUGAGACCUUGUGCUGCAAAAUCGCUGACUUCGGUUUGGCCAGGAUCAUCGACAGUGAAUACACUGCCCAAGAGGGGGCCAAGUUCCCCAUCAAGUGGACUGCCCCAGAAGCCAUCCACUUUGGGGUGUUCACCAUCAAGGCAGACGUGUGGUCGUUCGGCAUCCUCCUGAUGGAAAUCGUCACUUACGGGCGGGUGCCGUACCCAGGGAUGAGCAACCCAGAGGUCAUCCGCAACCUGGAGCGUGGUUACCGCAUGCCGCGCCCCGACACGUGCCCGCCCGAGCUGUACCGCGGCGUCAUCGCAGAGUGCUGGCGCAGCCGGCCGGAGGAGCGGCCCACCUUCGAGUUCCUGCAGUCAGUGCUGGAGGACUUCUACACGGCCACCGAGCAGCAGUAUGAGCUGCAGCCCUAGCCCGCCCCGCCCACCUCCUGGGGAGCCUAAGAGACAGGACGGGACAGGGGCGCCCACUGCUCAGACGAGGUAACCCAGGCCAAGGGGGGCUUGGCAGGUGGUUCCCUGCAGGGACUGGAGCCUGAUCCCGGUCGCUGCCCACCCAUCCACGGC